Messenger RNA from Hyla sarda, 1360 nucleotides. It is a transcript of the gene MCRIP1, whose product is annotated as MAPK regulated corepressor interacting protein 1. The record is from RefSeq and is a predicted model, not a curated record. Lineage: Eukaryota; Metazoa; Chordata; Amphibia; Anura; Hylidae. The coding region runs from base 185 to 478 and encodes 97 amino acids. The transcript is spliced from 9 exons.
UACCCUAAGUGUUGUUGCUAAGCAACAGGGGUCCUUGUGGGUCAGGUUGCCAUCUUCCCCGCCGGACGACCAUAGCAUUCCAGUUGGGAACCAAGAAAUACAUGCAGGCUAUAUACAUAUUUCCAAGCCUUCUGACCAGAAAGUGCACAUCGCUUUCCAGACAAAACCCCCCGACUGCUCAGCAAUGACCAGCUCCCCGGUGUCUCGCGUAGUGUAUAACGGAAAGCGGCCAACGAGCAGCACGCGCUCUCCCAGCAGCAGCGACAUAUUCACCCCAGCUCAUGAGGAGAACGUGCGUUUUAUCUACGAAGCGUGGCAGUGUGUGGAGCGGGACCUGAGAAACCAAGUAUCUGGUGUAGACCGUGGACUUGUGGAAGAAUAUGUGGAGAAACAGCCAAGCAACAACCUGAAAUCUUUUAAGCCCGUUGAUCUCAAUGACCUGAAGAGGAGAAGCGCACAAGACCCCAAAAAAUCCUAAUUUUCUCCCCUGCGGCUGAUUCUUCCCUCCACUGACACAUACUUUGGACUUUCAUUCUCUUUCAUUGUUCAUUGAUGACAUAAAAGGACAACUUUGGGACUGUACCGUGUGGACUUGGCAGAGUUGUUCUCCGUUUGAUCCCCCUUAAGCCCCUUAGACCUUUCCUAUCCCCACAUGUGUUCGCCCCUUUACCCCAGUGCAUCUGAUGCCCACAUUCUAGGGGAUCAUUGCAAUCCGUAUUGAUUGAGGACCUGGUUUAGUGGUUGUCUGUAUACACAGAUUCUGGCUUCUUCAGACACCACUAGAGGCGGUAGCACAGGAUCUCUCAGUAUAUAGCAGUAUACGGUGAUUAGGUGACCAGGUGCAGUGAUGAGACCCGAUCCCCUUUCUCUGCAAACCAGAAGAUUCACAGCGAAUGUCGGCACCAUUAGGAAAUCAUUUCAGUGAUGGAAUUGGAAUCACUAUGGCUGCACUCACGCUUGCCACAUCAGCUAAAACAGCGGUGUCAGACAGUGAGUGAGCGCGCACUGUGCCAGCCAAAAGCAGCAAGGGUCUCCAAACUGGCAAGAUUGGCAUCAGAAGAUCACAUCAUCUCACUGGUGGCCUUCUCUGACAGCAGCGCCCACCCUGACCACAAGUGGAUGCAGCUCCCAGUCCAGCAGGAAGCAGAAACAUCCACUUCCCAUCCAUUGACAACAAGCAGAGAUCUUGGGAAUGGAAUCAAAUGAAAAACAAGAAGUAUAUUAGCAACAAGAUAAAACUUCUGCAUACAACAUUUGCUUUAUACACAUAAAACCGUUCAAAUUGACCACGAGUUUCCAGGUCUGACUCACAAUAACAAGCAAUAACACGUAUUUGUAUUAAAGGCAGGGCUUACGGAGA